Hyposmocoma kahamanoa is the source of this 1474-nucleotide messenger RNA. It is a transcript of the gene Tti1, whose product is annotated as TELO2-interacting protein 1 homolog. The record is from RefSeq and is a predicted model, not a curated record. The annotation marks the transcript as partial. Lineage: Eukaryota; Metazoa; Arthropoda; Insecta; Lepidoptera; Cosmopterigidae. Gene Ontology annotation, biological process: chromatin remodeling. Gene Ontology annotation, cellular component: cytoplasm. The transcript has 7 exons.
ACUAAUUAUUAAGAUUUCCCUCAGACGUGACAUCUCCACCCCCGAUCACAUCUCCAUGGUGCAAACUGCGUCACCUGGACACUCCGCAGUGUGAGCAACGGCUGCAAGACAUCUGCCGGCUGAUCGGCGACGCGGAGUCAGCCGAGCUCAUGCUCGAUCGGCUCAUGGAGAUGUUCCAGCAGCAGCGAGACUGCGAGAUCGCUUACGUCAUGAAUUGGAUGGGCUCGGCUCCAAACGCCCCACUCAGCGUGGCAAAGCGGAUUCUCAACACAUACAUAGAAGAGAACAUGUGGUACCUGCCACUCGAAGUGGGUAGUGGGGAAACGCCGCUCACGAGUGACGACACACUUGAUGUUCGUAUUUAUAAUCCUAGAGCAUGGACUAAGGACAGCGUUCCUGAUCUGUACGAAGGCGCAGUAGAGACUCGGUACACGGCCAUAAGCUACCUCGUCCCCCGCGCGCCGUCCUCCGCUGACCCUUCCACGUGCCCAACUUCUGCGGCGGCGCAGAAGAACAUGGUGCUGUCCUGCUUGCUCACGGAGGGAGUCGGUAUCAUGGCGAGGAGGCUGAAGGAGGACUACCAACCGUUUUUGUUGAGGACUUUGUGUCUGGUGUUAGAGAGAGUAGGCUGCAAAUACGAAAUGCUGCACUUAGCAGGGCUAAAGGCCAUCAACGACAUCGCGAUAGCUUGCGGGCACAACUCAGUGGCAGAUCUCAUAAGGUGCAAUGCUGACUACUUUACCAAUCAAGUUACUUUGAGACUGAAAAAGGCUUGGAACAGCAAAUCGGCGUUACAAAUAUUGUCAGUCGUGAUGGAAUACAGUGAUUCCAGUAUACUGGAUUGCCUCUACGGUAUUGUGGAAAACGUCCUAGUCCAAAGCUGUGAUAAAUACCACCAGCGUGAUCUCCAAGCGUACUUACAAGUGUUCCUGACAUUCAUCGAGUGCAUUCGAAAAUGGUUCCCUCCACCACUACGCUCAAAACCCGAAACUCCUAAUGAACAUUUAGAUAUAUUCAAAUACGCCUUAGAGUACAUCGAGAGUCAGGAAGAAACGGAAAGGUUGUUGAGUAAUGAGGAAAUGGAGAAAGAGAGCGGGAAGAGUAUAGAAGAAAUGUACAAAGAAGAUUUGAAGAAGAAAGAAGACGAUGUUUUAGAUUAUGAUGAUAGAGUUACAGAAGAAAAGCCACCCCUCCCUCAACACAUAAAGGUAACAAUAACAGUCCUAAAGCGCUGCAUCAAUUUCAUGUCUUCAAAACAUCGGGAAGAAACGAUUCUUGCAUUGCAAAUAUUCACAAGUGGUUUGCCAAUACUGGUGCAGCAUGAAGACGAGUUGUUGCCUUUAGUGCAUCAAAGCUGGGCACCGCUGGUGAGUAAAGUGGAGGGGAGCGAUGUGGUGGUGUUGAAGAAGGCGCUGGACUUACUGGUGGUUAUGGCUGGAGUGUCGAAGGAUUUUAUUAGAAAUCGAGCUGUUAA